Molecule: messenger RNA, 2347 nt
Organism: Solanum tuberosum (potato)
Lineage: Eukaryota; Viridiplantae; Streptophyta; Magnoliopsida; Solanales; Solanaceae
Product: phosphatidylinositol/phosphatidylcholine transfer protein SFH9
Exons: 16
Coding region: 182-1963 (593 amino acids)
Source: RefSeq, a predicted model, not a curated record
AGUUAGCUAAUAUAUUUAUACACACGUACGUACACUGUAUAGAAGCAAAAGGCUAGAGAGAGAGAGAGAAUUCAAUUGAUCAUCUACAUUCCGUGUUCCUAAGAUUCACGAUAUAAUUCAAAAUUGAAGAACUGGAUUGGUUUAUGCAAAAUCACGGAUUAAUUUGGAUUUGAGAAACAUAAUGCCAGAAAUUGUUGGGAUUCACGAUCACGAAAGAACAAAAAGAUAUUAUUUUGAGGCAUCUGAGGAUGAGAAGAGAAGAACUCGAAUCAGAUCUUUGAAAAAAAAGGCAAUGAGUGCUUCUACAAAGCUAACGCAUUCGCUCAAAAGACGUAGUAAACGAGUCGCUCAUUGCCGAUUUGCUUCCAUUUCAACGGAAGAUUUUCGAGACGAGAAAGAAGAGGAGGCAGUGAAUUCAUUUCGCCAGGCCUUGAUAGAAAAGGAUCUCCUUCCGGCUCGUCAUGAUGACUAUCAUACUAUGUUGAGGUUCCUAAAAGCAAGGAAAUUUGACCUUGAUAAGGCCAUGCUAAUGUGGUCUGAAAUGCUCAACUGGAGGAAAGAACAAGGAGUAGACACGAUUAUAGAGGAUUUUGCCUAUGAGGAAUAUGAGGAAAUUCAGCGUUAUUACCCUCAUGGUUACCAUGGUGUAGACAGAGGAGGACGACCCGUCUAUAUUGAAAGACUUGGCAAGAUUGAACCUACUAAACUUAUGAAUGUUACCACAAUAGAAAGGUUCUUAAAGUAUCAUAUCCAAGGGUUUGAAAGGACUUUUGCUGAAAAAUUUCCAGCAUGUUCGAUCGCAGCUAGGAGGCAUAUAGAUUCAUCUACUACAAUCUUGGAUGUACAAGGACUGAAUUGGCGGAGUUUUGGGAAACUUGCCCAUGAUUUGGUCAUGCGCAUGCAAAAGAUAGAUGGUGACAACUAUCCAGAGACAUUGCACCAGAUGUUUAUUGUCAAUGCUGGAAAUGGAUUCAGAUUUCUAUGGAAUACUGCAAAAGGAUUUCUUGAUCCAAAGACAACAGCAAAAAUUCAUGUACUGGGAAACAAAUUCCAGAGCAACUUAGCAGAAGUCAUAGACCCCAGCCAAUUGCCAGAUUUUCUUGGAGGAACCUGCUCAUGCCCAAAUCCAGAUGGGUGUCUUAGGUCUGAUAAAGGACCCUGGAAUGAUCCAGAGCUGAUGAAGCUGGUCCAUGCAUUACAUGGUGAAGCACUUUAUCCCAGGAGAAUUACAAGCUUCUCCGAUAGUGAUAUCGAAAUCAAACCAGUUUCUCCACAGUUACUACGCAAUGAGAUUGGUUCGGCAGAAUCUGAAGUGGAAGUGGGGGUCUCGGCUUACAGUAUCAUGCAAUCAAAACAACUUUCAGACAAAGUACCAACUAGGAGAUCUGUUUCAUUUGGCAGCUUAGUUCAAGAAGAUUAUGGCCUUAUGCUUACAGAUGAACAUUUGAAUUCUCCAAAUAGAGCUACUGUAUCAGUACAAAGAAGGUCGCCUGAGAAAUCCAUCUUUAGCUUGAUGAUUAAUAUGAUGGUCAAAUCACUUGCAUGGAUAUGCUUCUUGUUUCAUGGGGUGGGUAGGUUAUUUGUGAAGAAUAGUGAUGCAAACAGAUUGAGAAAUGGACGGGUAUCAGUGAAUGCAAGUUCAGCCGAGCAAAAUGUUUCUUCCCCGAAAAAGGAGGAUCUCCUCCAUCCAUGCUGUCAGAGGUUGCAACAUUUAGAGAACGUCGUAGCUGAUUUGUUGAAGAAACCAACCAAAAUUCCUCCAGAAAAAGAGCUCAUGCUGCUUGAUUCAAUGGACCGCAUAAAGUUCAUAGAGUAUGACUUGCAGAGGACGAAGAAAGCACUACUUGCAACAGCAUCGCAACAAGUAGAGCUUGCUGAAUCCAUGGAAUCUUUGAAGGAGAACAAAUUGAAAGUGACAAACUCAUGUUGGCGGAGAGGCAGGCCUUCACAAUACAAAACCUGAUUUGGGUGGGAACAGCAUUGAUGUCUUAGGUUGAUCUUUAGAUGUGUCAACAAUUUGGAUUCAAUCCUGGUAUAUACUCGAGACGAAGUUUGCAGGUAAAAGGACCAUGCCGGAAAUAUACACAAUGGGCUUUCGAGUUGGUGAUUGAGUAAGCUUUGCUAGAAUGUUGCACUCUGCCUCAUUUUUCUUUAGAGGCGGGAGCGUGAUGUUAUAGUUGGAUUGCAUUCUUAUUUGUACAUAAUUGACGUGUGAGCAACUAGUUUUGGACAUCACUUACAUAUUUUCUGUACAGAACGACCGCGAAUUUAAUGCAUAGCUAACAAAUUUGUUGUCUGAGAUUCUCAAAUUUGUUAUGAAAAUAUUGCUUAGCAACUUCCACUUAAA